AGUCGCGAGCACGUUGCUAGUGGGCGCGGCUGGUAGGGCUGUGGGUGGUGGGAGGCGAGCGUCCACUUCAGACUUGCGGGUUCCAGCACCCUGGCCCACGCUCGGUUAGGUUAGUCUACUGAUUGACACCGCCGUGGCAUCUGAGAAACUGUUGUCCGGCCUGUGCGUUGAAGCGGCGGCGGUUUCAACGUCCAAAGAGAAGCUGAAAUUCAUCAAUCACCAUUCUUCAAAAUGCAAUGGAAUGUACCAAAGACUGUAUUCCGACUGGCACAUAGGACAUGCAUGGAACCAUAUAAAACUGGUCUCUUUGGUCACUGUCAAAUUAUAAAGGGACCAUUACUUCUAUAUAAAGCCGAAUCCAGAGUAGUUUUGGUACAAGGCCCUCAAAAACAAUGGCUGUGCUUAUCUGCUGUCCAAUGCACUGCAAAGGAAAGGAAGCCAUUUGAUCCUCAUUUACCCCAACCUGGGGUCCUUCACCAUAAACAGUGGGAGCAAGAUAUUUUGUCCAAGAGGGUUAUGUCAUCCAAUGCCACAUCUCCAGGAACUCCUUCAGAAAAAAAGGAAGAACCUGAUCCUUUACAAGACAAAUCGAUUAGUCUUUAUCAACGGUUCAAGAAAACAUUUAGACAAUAUGGAAAAGUUUUGAUUCCAGUGCAUCUAAUAACUUCUGGUGUUUGGUUUGGAACAUUUUAUUAUGCAGCCAUAAAAGGAGUGAAUGUCGUUCCUUUUCUAGAACUUAUUGGGUUACCUGACAGCGUAGUAAACAUUCUGAAAAAUUCCCAAAGUGGAAAUGCACUAACAGCAUAUGCCUUGUUUAAGAUUGCAACACCUGCCCGGUACACCGUGACUCUGGGGGGAACCUCCUUCACUGUGAAGUAUUUACGUAGUCGUGGCUACAUGUCAACACCACCUCCGGUUAAGGAGUAUCUGCAGGACAGGAUGGAAGAGACAAAAGAGCUUCUCACAGAGAAAAUGGAAGAAACGAAGGAUAGACUCACUGAAAAAUUACAAGAAACCAAAGAAAAAGUUUCUUUUAAGAAGAAAGUAGAAUAGGGUGCCUUAUAUAACAGGUUGUAGACAGUUCCUACAUUUUAACCCUUUGGAGAAUGUGGACAAAGAUGAUAUUUUUGGUUAGUUGCCUAAAUAUACUAAUUCUCUGAGGGUUAAAGAACUAAGAUCCCUUUUUAACAUUAAAUCAGUAGAAAAAUCAGUGCUUUUUGAAAAGAAAAAAACUCAAUGUAAGAAUUUCACAUCAAUAGCAACAUUAAGCAGUAGUUAAUGCCUUGUAAGUCAGAGCUUUUUCAAGGUCUUCAGAAUCAUAUUUGCUUUAUGUUUUGUUGCAGCUGUAAUUUAGGCAGGUGAGGCAGUUGACUCCUUGAAUAACUGAUGCGGCUUAGACAGAAUGCUAACAUUGGGUCUUCAUCUUUAUGUUAUUCAUUGAGGUUUUAACUAUAUUCAGUUUUCAAUGCGGAGACAAACUAUUAUCAUCAAAACUGCCUGUGAAUAAGAGGAUAUUUAAUGUUUUGAUAAAAAGUAUGUAAGUUACAUACCAGUUAAAAUACAGACUUUAUUUGAAGAAAGUUGAAUAAAAAUUGGGUCAUCUGUAUGUAAAUAACAUGGUUAUAUGUAAAUUAAAAAGUUGACCAUUUAAAAAUGAUUUUUACCUGAAGUUUGUCAUAAUCAGAAAUUUUAAAGCAAAUAUAUAUGGCCAUAGUACUUUUUCACCUGGAACACAAAACUGUGACUUGUGUCCUCUUCAACUAACUUUUCAGAGGAAAAGUCAAAAUAUACCUUAAGUUUAAUGUUGAAGCCACAUUAUCGUAAGCAGUGACUCAAGCUUGUGCUUGUCAAGCAGAAACAGAUUUGGAAGGAUGGAAAAUGGCGUCAGCUUGUCAUGGAGUUAACUCAGUCUCCCUGCUGUGUGGCAGGCCUUUGUCUCCACAAGUCAGCGCUCUUUCCCAAUGUCUUUGUUCCAGAGUUAAUAUUGAUCUCAUUAUGGAGUAAAUUUUCAAAUUCUAACUGCUGCUUUCCCCCUUAUAUUGAAAUAUCCUUGCUUGAGCAUUUUACUUGAAUUUUUUUUAUAUUAUCUGCUUGGAAUGAAAUUCAGCCAUUGUGAGAUAUGAAAGUUGCAGAUGUGA
Pteropus alecto (black flying fox) is the source of this 2138-nucleotide messenger RNA. It is a transcript of the gene MIMS1, whose product is annotated as family with sequence similarity 210 member A. The transcript has 4 exons. Lineage: Eukaryota; Metazoa; Chordata; Mammalia; Chiroptera; Pteropodidae. The coding region runs from base 232 to 1053 and encodes 273 amino acids. Gene Ontology annotation, cellular component: mitochondrion. The record is from RefSeq and is a predicted model, not a curated record.